Lactuca virosa is the source of this 642-nucleotide messenger RNA. The record is from the annotation of a GenBank genome assembly. NCBI's taxonomy places the organism in Eukaryota, Viridiplantae, Streptophyta, Magnoliopsida, Asterales, Asteraceae.
AUGUCAGGGAGCAGUGUGCUUGUAAGAAUUCAGUGCCAGAAAAACUUUUCUUCCUUGAUGAAAGCAUUAACCCAGAUGCAAAACCUUGGAUUGUCGAUCAUUAGUAGCAGUGCCAUGCCUUUUGCGAAGACCACACUUCUAAAUCAAUAUUGUUGCUCAGGCAAUACCUCCAGUUACUCGGAUGACAUUAGGAAGAAACACAUGGGUUGCUGUUUUAUGCAGAAAGCUAAGAGAUUGGUGGCACUGGGUUGCAGAGGGGGAAUUAUCUAUUGUAGCAUGACAUGGCAAGAAGAUAUAAGAAGUUAUAUAGAUGACUCUAUAAAACAUGGUGUUCAUCUUUCGGCAUUUCGUAAAGAACGUACAGGUGGUGACUCUCAUAGAGUUUCUUACUGGUACGAGAAUGAUCCUAUCAUUGGGCAGAGAUUAUACCAUGAAAUUAAGACAGUGGAAGUGAAGAAAGGGAAGGGGAAAAACAUACAGUCUGUUCCAUCUUAUCAUUGGGAAACAAUUGCUACUAAUUUGGAUGAGUUUCAAGACGUUUCAGAAAAACUAUCUUCUAGCAAAAAUCGUACUGAGUCUUCACUUGGGAAGAAACUAGAAGAUGACAUCCUACCAGAGAUCAAGAAGGUUGUAACGACGUAA